Closterium sp. NIES-65 is the source of this 4188-nucleotide messenger RNA. The record is from the annotation of a GenBank genome assembly. Lineage: Eukaryota; Viridiplantae; Streptophyta; Zygnematophyceae; Desmidiales; Closteriaceae.
AUGGAGGGGCCGCCGAUCCACGUGGCGGACGCUGAGAGGCAGACGGUGCUGACGAGUCUGCAGGGCGAGUUGAUACGAGAGUCGUACGCUGAGCUGGAGCCUGAUCUGGACAAACACGCCAUCAUAAUGUACCUCACGUACGUACGGAUGGAGCUGUCGCUCAUAUUUGACAUGGUACCGGACGCCAAGCGCCUCUUCUCAAUGGUGCGCAAGUCAAGCGAGCCGGCGCCGGUCAACAUCAAGCUCAACGCACAUGCCACCAUGUCCUUCCGCAUGAUGUGUGAGGCGUUUUGCAAGUGGGACGACCCGGCCCAGGUGGAGAAAUCUGUGCCUUUCUUCAAGGCGCUGGGCGGGCGGCACCUCAACUACGGCAUUGAUGGCAACGACUUUCCGGUAUUUCGAACGGGGUUCAUGAAGGCACUGAAGAAGGCGUUUGGAGAGCGGUGGCAUGGGGAGCUGGAAGGUGCAUGGUGUGCCGCCUUUGACAUGCUGGAGGGGGUUGCUAGCACCGGCAUGGCGGAGGGCGGGGGACGCCGCCCCUGGACCCGGUAUGCCCUGUGCUGCCUGCUGCCUGUGCUGCCCGUGCCUGUGCUGCCCGUGCCUGUGCUGCCUGUGCCUGUUGCUGCCCGUGCCUGUGCUGCCCUGUGCUGCCUGUGCCUGUUGCUGCCUGUGCCUGUUGCUGCCCGUGCCUGUGCUGCCCGUGCCUGUGCUGCCCGUGCCUGUGCUGCCUGUGCCUGUUGCUGCCCGUGCCUGUGCUGCCCUGUGCUGCCUGUGCCUGCUGCUGCCUGUGCCUGUUGCUGCCCGUGCCUGUGCUGCCCGUGCCUGUUGCUGCCUGUGCCUGUGCUGCCCGUGCCUGUGCUGCCCGUGCCUGUGCUGCCCGUGCCUGUGCUGCCCGUGCCUGCUGCUGCCCGUGCCUGUGCUGCCCUGUGCUGCCUGUGCCUGUGCUGCCCGUGCCUGUGCUGCCCUGUGCCUGUGCUGCCCGUGCCUGUGCUGCCUGUGCCUGUUGCUGCCCGUGCCUGUGCUGCCCUGUGCUGCCUGUGCCUGUUGCUGCCUGUGCCUGUGCUCCCCGUGCCUGUGCUGCCCGUGCCUGUGCUGCCCGUGCCUGUGCUGCCUGUGCCUGUUGCUGCCCGUGCCUGUGCUGCCCUGUGCUGCCUGUGCCUGUUGCUGCCUGUGCCUGUUGCUGCCCGUGCCUGUGCUGCCCGUGCCUGUGCUGCCCGUGCCUGUGCUGCCUGUGCCUGUUGCUGCCCGUGCCUGUGCUGCCCUGUGCUGCCUGUGCCUGCUGCUGCCUGUGCCUGUUGCUGCCCGUGCCUGUGCUGCCCGUGCCUGUUGCUGCCUGUGCCUGUGCUGCCCGUGCCUGUGCUGCCCGUGCCUGUGCUGCCCGUGCCUGUGCUGCCCGUGCCUGCUGCUGCCCGUGCCUGUGCUGCCCUGUGCUGCCUGUGCCUGUGCUGCCCGUGCCUGUGCUGCCCUGUGCCUGUGCUGCCCGUGCCUGUGCUGCCUGUGCCUGUUGCUGCCCGUGCCUGUGCUGCCCUGUGCUGCCUGUGCCUGUUGCUGCCUGUGCCUGUGCUCCCCGUGCCUGUGCUGCCCGUGCCUGUGCUGCCCGUGCCUGUGCUGCCUGUGCCUGUUGCUGCCCGUGCCUGUGCUGCCCUGUGCUGCCUGUGCCUGUUGCUGCCUGUGCCUGUUGCUGCCCGUGCCUGUGCUGCCCGUGCCUGUGCUGCCCGUGCCUGUGCUGCCUGUGCCUGUUGCUGCCCGUGCCUGUGCUGCCCUGUGCUGCCUGUGCCUGCUGCUGCCUGUGCCUGUUGCUGCCCGUGCCUGUGCUGCCCGUGCCUGUUGCUGCCUGUGCCUGUGCUGCCCGUGCCUGUGCUGCCCGUGCCUGUGCUGCCCGUGCCUGUGCUGCCCGUGCCUGCUGCUGCCCGUGCCUGUGCUGCCCUGUGCUGCCUGUGCCUGUGCUGCCCGUGCCUGUGCUGCCCUGUGCCUGUGCUGCCCGUGCCUGUGCUGCCUGUGCCUGUUGCUGCCCGUGCCUGUGCUGCCCUGUGCUGCCUGUGCCUGUUGCUGCCUGUGCCUGUGCUCCCCGUGCCUGUGCUGCCCGUGCCUGUGCUGCCCGUGCCUGUGCUGCCUGUGCCUGUUGCUGCCCGUGCCUGUGCUGCCCUGUGCUGCCUGUGCCUGUUGCUGCCUGUGCCUGUUGCUGCCCGUGCCUGUGCUGCCCGUGCCUGUGCUGCCCGUGCCUGUGCUGCCUGUGCCUGUUGCUGCCCGUGCCUGUGCUGCCCUGUGCUGCCUGUGCCUGCUGCUGCCUGUGCCUGUUGCUGCCCGUGCCUGUGCUGCCCGUGCCUGUUGCUGCCUGUGCCUGUGCUGCCCGUGCCUGUGCUGCCCGUGCCUGUGCUGCCCGUGCCUGUGCUGCCCGUGCCUGCUGCUGCCCGUGCCUGUGCUGCCCUGUGCUGCCUGUGCCUGUGCUGCCCGUGCCUGUGCUGCCCUGUGCCUGUGCUGCCCGUGCCUGUGCUGCCUGUGCCUGUUGCUGCCCGUGCCUGUGCUGCCCUGUGCUGCCUGUGCCUGUUGCUGCCUGUGCCUGUGCUCCCCGUGCCUGUGCUGCCCGUGCCUGUGCUGCCCGUGCCUGUGCUGCCUGUGCCUGUUGCUGCCCGUGCCUGUGCUGCCCUGUGCUGCCUGUGCCUGUUGCUGCCUGUGCCUGUUGCUGCCCGUGCCUGUGCUGCCCGUGCCUGUGCUGCCCGUGCCUGUGCUGCCUGUGCCUGUUGCUGCCCGUGCCUGUGCUGCCCUGUGCUGCCUGUGCCUGCUGCUGCCUGUGCCUGUUGCUGCCCGUGCCUGUGCUGCCCGUGCCUGUUGCUGCCUGUGCCUGUGCUGCCCGUGCCUGUGCUGCCCGUGCCUGUGCUGCCCGUGCCUGUGCUGCCCGUGCCUGCUGCUGCCCGUGCCUGUGCUGCCCUGUGCUGCCUGUGCCUGUGCUGCCCGUGCCUGUGCUGCCCUGUGCCUGUGCUGCCCGUGCCUGUGCUGCCUGUGCCUGUUGCUGCCCGUGCCUGUGCUGCCCUGUGCUGCCUGUGCCUGUUGCUGCCUGUGCCUGUGCUCCCCGUGCCUGUGCUGCCCGUGCCUGUGCUGCCCGUGCCUGUGCUGCCUGUGCCUGUUGCUGCCCGUGCCUGUGCUGCCCUGUGCUGCCUGUGCCUGUUGCUGCCUGUGCCUGUUGCUGCCCGUGCCUGUGCUGCCCGUGCCUGUGCUGCCCGUGCCUGUGCUGCCUGUGCCUGUUGCUGCCCGUGCCUGUGCUGCCCUGUGCUGCCUGUGCCUGCUGCUGCCUGUGCCUGUUGCUGCCCGUGCCUGUGCUGCCCGUGCCUGUUGCUGCCUGUGCCUGUGCUGCCCGUGCCUGUGCUGCCCGUGCCUGUGCUGCCCGUGCCUGUGCUGCCCGUGCCUGCUGCUGCCCGUGCCUGUGCUGCCCUGUGCUGCCUGUGCCUGUGCUGCCCGUGCCUGUGCUGCCCUGUGCCUGUGCUGCCCGUGCCUGUGCUGCCUGUGCCUGUUGCUGCCCGUGCCUGUGCUGCCCUGUGCUGCCUGUGCCUGUUGCUGCCUGUGCCUGUGCUCCCCGUGCCUGUGCUGCCCGUGCCUGUGCUGCCCGUGCCUGUGCUGCCUGUGCCUGUUGCUGCCCGUGCCUGUGCUGCCCUGUGCUGCCUGUGCCUGCUGCUGCCUGUGCCUGUUGCUGCCCGUGCCUGUGCUGCCCUGUGCUGCCCGUGCCUGUUGCUGCCUGUGCCUGUGCUGCCCGUGCCUGUGCUGCCCGUGCCUGUGCUGCCCGUGCCUGUGCUGCCCGUGCCUGCUGCUGCCCGUGCCUGUGCUGCCCUGUGCUGCCUGUGCCUGUGCUGCCCGUGUCUGUGCUGCCCUGUGCCUGUGCUGCCCGUGCCUGUGCUGCCUGUGCCUGUUGCUGCCCGUGCCUGUGCUGCCCUGUGCUGCCUGUGCCUGUUGCUGCCUGUGCCUGUGCUCCCCGUGCCUGUGCUGCCCGUGCCUGUGCUGCCCGUGCCUGUGCUGCCUGUGCCUGUUGCUGCCCGUGCCUGUGCUGCCCUGUGCUGCCCGUGCCUGUGCUGCCCUGUGCUGCAUGUGCCUGGUGCUGCUCGUGCCUCGUCCUUGCGCCCUCGUGCGCUCUGCUACUGUCUGCGCCCUCGUGCGCACUGUUUCUGCUCUCCCCCCCCCCCGUUUGCGGCGGUGUAG